Messenger RNA from Maylandia zebra (zebra mbuna), 1134 nucleotides. Lineage: Eukaryota; Metazoa; Chordata; Actinopteri; Cichliformes; Cichlidae. The record is from RefSeq and is a predicted model, not a curated record.
AGCGGAAGUGAGAAAAAUCAGCGGGAGCGGAGCGGCAUUUCUGUUUGAGUACCGCCGGGUUAAAGGUCACGCCGUCACCGACAAACACACACACAGCCGGGAAGAAGCUCCGAGAGCCAACUCUCUGCUAACCAGCGGCUUCCUGCUCGAACAUGGCGGUGCAGGUGCCGUGCCUGUCGUUCCGGCAGCCGUAUGCCGGCCUGGUUCUGGACGGGGUAAAGACGGUGGAAAGCCGCUGGAGGCCGCUGCUCGCUCCACUGGAGAACCAGACGCUGGCGGUCCACGUGGCUCAGCGUAACUGGGAGGGGUCGGACUGGAGGGCGGUGCUAAGCGGCCUGCUGGGGAUGGACAGCGCUCAGAUUGAGGCACUUCUGGAGUCCGGGGAGCGGUUUGGCCGCGGCGUGGUGGCAGGAUUGGUGGAUGUGGGCCGGACCUGGCUUUGCCCCGCCUCCCUCCAGGGGAAGGACCUACAGUGCCUGGAGCAGUCGGCCGUGCUGAUUGGUCUGCAGGAGAAGCACCUGACUAACCUGUCCAACCCUCGCUGGCUGAAGGCCCCACUGAGAGCUCCGGGAGGUCGCGACCUCUGGACCAUAGAGAUCCCAGCAAAACUGUUACCGUGACAACACAUACGUAACCUACCCGAGCACCGAGGCCGGAGCGACUUCUCUGUCAUAGUACAUUGGUUUUUACAGCGGUGGCGCUGACCUCAGAUCAGGUCACUGUGAUGUCAUCAGCACACCUGAUUUUUGUGGUCGAGCGAGGUCUUCCAUCUCUGAGGGUGGGGUGGGGGUCAGACCAAUGAUCUGAGCUCCUGGGGCCGUCGUCCCGGAGCACCAGAGGCUUCACAGCAGCUCGAUAAAAGUCCAACCUGUCCAGUUCUUUGUUUCUUUGAAAUGAUGGAACCCGUCUAAUCCCAGAUUUUUCACUGCAAAAUAAGUGAAUGCAUUUCACUCCUUAGACUUGUCCUACUCACUGUAUGUUUAAUUUUGUUGAUGUGUGGGGGUUAAAACGGCAACUGUUGCCGGUGGGUUAAUAAGGACACGUUCCAAACGUCCAGUGUUUGUGUAAGUAACCUACCUGUGGUGCUGUUAUCAGGCGGCUGUAUGUUACACUGAAAUUAAAAGGUAAUAUUUU